Molecule: messenger RNA, 849 nt
Organism: Prorocentrum cordatum
Lineage: Eukaryota; Dinophyceae; Prorocentrales; Prorocentraceae
Source: the annotation of a GenBank genome assembly
GGCUGUAUCCCCGUCCUGGCUUCGUCUUACGCCGCCGUCUCGAGUUGGGCCCCCCUCCGACGCAUCGACCUCUCCAAGGCCAAGGCGACGCAGCCGGCCGACCGCCUGCAGAUCCUGGGGGCCCUGGCCUGCACUGCAUCGCGGGCACGGACCCCGCGGAGCAGAGCGGCCCCCCGCCCGAGGCCUGCGGGGCGUACGACGCGGUGAACGCCAACGCCCAGAGGUCCUUCGCGCCCGGGGCGAUGCAGGGCGCGGCUCUGCGCGGGGACGCCACGGAGCUCCGGGAGCUGCUCGGGAGAUUUCCCGACAGCAAGGACGACGGGAUCAGCGACGGGGCCACGCCGCUGCACGCGGCGGCCUGGAAGGGCCACGCGGAGGUGAUCGGGCUGCUGCUGGAAUCUGGCGCGAGCCCGAACUCCCGCAAGGACGAUGGCGCCACCCCGAUCUUCCAUGCCCCGGCCCGGAUGGGGAGUGUGGGGACCUGCGAGGUGCUCCUCCGGGCCAGGGCCGACGCGAACCUGUGCCGCGGGGACGGGGUCUCUCCGCUGCUCAUGGCCGCGCAGCAGGGCCACCUGAAGGUGGUCGACUGCCUGCUCCGCGGGGGGGCGGACCCGAACCUCCAGAGCAAGAGCGGCAGCACGCCGCUGCGCGCCGCAGCCAAGCACGCGGCGGUCAAGCGGGCGCUGCGGGAGGCCGGUGCGGCGGAGCCUGAGGCCGAGGCCGGGCCCCGGCGCGGCGGCGAGCCCGGGGGGGGCCGCAGGGGGCCACCGCACCCCGCGCCGGCGCCCUUCGGCGGGCUGAUGGCGGGGAGCGCUCGCCAUGGGGGAGGCGGGUCACGAUGAGUCCAGA